Molecule: messenger RNA, 495 nt
Organism: Arabidopsis lyrata subsp. lyrata
Lineage: Eukaryota; Viridiplantae; Streptophyta; Magnoliopsida; Brassicales; Brassicaceae
Product: ATPase 3, plasma membrane-type-like
Exons: 3
Coding region: 1-495 (164 amino acids)
Biological process (GO): proton transmembrane transport; regulation of intracellular pH
Cellular component (GO): plasma membrane
Molecular function (GO): P-type proton-exporting transporter activity; nucleotide binding
Source: RefSeq, a predicted model, not a curated record
AUGGCCAGUAUGGAUGUGCUGUGCACCGAUAAAACCGGGACUUUGACCCUCAACAAGCUUAGUGUUGAAAAGAAAUUGAUUGAGGUUUAUGCUAAAGGCGUUAAGAAAGAACAAGUUUUGCUUCUCGCUGCGAGAGCUUCAAGAACAGAGAAUCAAGAUGCUAUUGAUACCGCUAUGGUUGGAAUGCUUGCUGAUCCAAAAGAGGCAAGAGCUAGAAUUAUAGAAAUUCAAUUCUUACCAUUCAAUCCAGUUGAUAAGCGAACGGGUUUAACUUAUAUCGAUGACAACGGAAAUUGGCAUCGAGUUAGCAAAGGAGCUCCAGAGCAGAUUCUUGAUCUUUGCAACGCAAGAGCUGAUCUGAGGAAGAGAGUCCGCUCUGCAACCGAUAAGUACGCUGUGCGUGGACUCGGGUCAUUAGCUGUUGCAAGACAGGUGAGGAAAAUGUUACAUCUUUUGUGUUUUUUUUUGUGCAAAGGAAAAUGUUACAUCUUGUAA